AUGUGGAUUGGUGGUCUUAUUGCUGCUCAUUACCUUCUCAACUCUUCCGGUGUAUCUGGCUCCCGCGAGAUUACAUGGCAGGAAUUCCGUACCGCUUUUCUCGACAAAGGCCUCGUGGACAAACUCGUUGUCGUUAACGGACACAAAGUUCGCGUCAAGUUGCACUCAAAUGCUACUGGAACCAUGUACCCAUCCGGUGUCAACAUCUCUGGAGACUACUACUUCUCCAUCGGCAGCAUGGAAGCCUUUGAGCGCAAACUCGACGAAGCCCAACAAGAGCUUGGUAUUCCUAGCCACGAGCGCAUUCCCGUCGCUUACCAUGACGAGGUUUCUACUAUCCGCAUGAUCCUAGAAUUCGCGCCCACGAUUGCAACGAUAGGGUUCCUCUACUGGUUGUCGAGAAGAAGUUCUGGAGGCGGAGGAGGCGGCAUUUUCAGCUUUGGGAAGAGUCGUGCUAAGCUGUUUGACAAGGACUCACAAGUCAAGGUCAAGUUCAAGGAUGUGGCGGGUAUGGAUGAAGCGAAGGAAGAGGUCAUGGAGUUUGUUCAGUUCUUGAAGGAGCCUGCCAAGUACGAGAAGCUUGGUGCCAAGAUCCCUCGAGGAGCCAUUUUAUCAGGUCCGCCAGGUACUGGUAAGACGUUGCUGGCGAAAGCCACCGCCGGAGAGGCGUCUGUGCCCUUCCUUUCCGUCUCGGGCUCUGAAUUCGUCGAGAUGUUCGUGGGUGUUGGUUCAUCCCGUGUACGUGACCUUUUUGCCUCUGCGAGAAAGUCGGCACCAUGUAUCAUCUUCGUUGAUGAGAUCGAUGCUAUCGGAAAGUCUCGAGCACAGGGGGGCAAAUUCGGCGGUGGAAAUGAUGAAAGGGAGUCAACGCUCAAUCAGUUGCUAGUGGAGAUGGAUGGGUUCAGCUCGCAGGAGCACAUCGUUGUUCUCGCAGGAACCAAUCGUCCAGAUGUUCUUGACCCCGCGUUGUUACGUCCUGGUCGAUUCGACAGACAUAUUACCAUUGAUCGUCCUGACGUCAGCGGCCGCAAGGGUAUCUUCCAUGUCCACCUUGCUCCAUUGAAACUCAGUGAAGAGCUUGCGGAAGAUGUUGAUGCUCUUGCGCACAAGCUUGCUGUGCUUACCCCCGGUUUCUCUGGCGCGGAUGUCGCCAAUGUGUGCAAUGAAGCGGCUUUGCGUGCGGCCCGUCGUGGCGCUGAUGCAGUUGGCAAUAUCGACUUUGACACUGCCAUCGAACGCGUCAUUGUCGGCUUGGAGAAGAAGAGCAAGGUGCUCAGUGCAGAGGAGAAGAAGACUGUGUCCUACCAUGAAGCUGGACACGCCGUUUGUGGCUGGUUUUUGGAGCAUGCAGACCCCAUUUUAAAGGUAAGUAUCAUCCCGCGAGGAGCUGGGGCUUUGGGAUAUGCGCAAUACCUGCCACCUGAUCGUUAUCUUCUAUCCACACCUCAAAUGAGCGAUCGGAUCUGUAUGACGCUCGGUGGUCGCGUGUCCGAAGAAAUCUUCUUUGGCCUCGAGAACAUUACAACAGGUGCUCAAGACGAUCUGCAAAAGAUUACCCGGAUGGCUUUCGAGGCAUGCGCUAACUAUGGUAUGAACAAUGUCAUCGGGCCUGUGAGCUAUGGCGGAGAUCGUGGAGCCAGGGAAGGAUGGACGAAGCCGUUCAGUGAAAAGACUGCGGAGAUGCUAGACUUCGAAGUCAGGAAGAUGAUCACGACCAUGUAUGAGCGAACGAGGGCCUUACUGACGGAGCAUCGUGAGGAUGUAGAGAAGGUAGCCCAGAGGCUGUUAGAAAAGGAAGUCCUGACGCGAGAGGACAUGAUUGAGCUGCUUGGAAAGCGGCCGUUUAUUGGCAAAGCCGAUGAUAUGGACAAAUGGCUUGAUGAACAUGGCGGAGAACGUCCUAAGGUUCCCUUUCCUACGCCUGAUCCUGAAUCUCCCAUUCCUUCACCAUCCGUUGCCUCACGGACAGUCGACGAACGAAUUUAA
This is a messenger RNA of Guyanagaster necrorhizus, 1986 nucleotides long. Its product is annotated as ATP-dependent metallopeptidase Hfl. The record is from RefSeq and is a predicted model, not a curated record. NCBI's taxonomy places the organism in Eukaryota, Fungi, Basidiomycota, Agaricomycetes, Agaricales, Physalacriaceae. Gene Ontology annotation, cellular component: m-AAA complex; membrane. Gene Ontology annotation, molecular function: zinc ion binding; ATP hydrolysis activity; ATP binding. Gene Ontology annotation, biological process: mitochondrial protein processing. The coding region runs from base 1 to 1986 and encodes 661 amino acids. The transcript is spliced from 4 exons.